Molecule: messenger RNA, 699 nt
Organism: Nerophis lumbriciformis (worm pipefish)
Lineage: Eukaryota; Metazoa; Chordata; Actinopteri; Syngnathiformes; Syngnathidae
Source: RefSeq, a predicted model, not a curated record
AUGAAACCACGGGAAAGUUCCACCAUGAGCUCGCUGGUGCAGAUGAUCGCGCGACAGGCCCUGGUCACUUUCCGCCAGCCGCCUCGCUCGUUCGCCGACAAUCACAAGCAGCUGCUGGGCCUGAUUAGCCAGGUGCGAAGCGCCGACCUGAGGGUACUCCCGCCCGUGUCGCCCCCUCCCCGAGGCGCCCCCCCGGUCACCUACAUGCACAUCUGCGAGACGGAGCAGUUCAGCAUGGGCGUCUUCCUGCUAAAGAGCGGCGCCCGAAUACCCCUGCACGACCACCCGGGCAUGCACGGCGUGCUCAAAGUGCUCUACGGAAAGUUGCGGGUCAGUUGCUUCGACCGGCUGGACGCCGGGCCGGAAGCGGGCGAGGAGCGGCCUCGACUGGGUGCCCUGCGGCGCUCGGUGCUGCGCUCCAGCGCAGAGUACACGGACGCCAGCGAGCCCUGCGUGCUGGCGCCCGACCGGGACAACCUGCACCAGAUCGACGCCGUGGACGGACCCGCCGCCUUCGUCGACGUCCUGGCGCCGCCCUACGACCCAGACGACGGGCGCGAUUGCCAUUAUUUCCGGGUCCUACAGGGGCCCGAGGUCCGAGAGCCGCACGACCGCGAAGUCCUACUCAUGGAAAUCGCGCAGCCCGUGUCCUUUUGGUGCGGGACCGAACCCUACCUUGGCCCCGGCGUGCGCCUCUGA